Molecule: messenger RNA, 1374 nt
Organism: Cannabis sativa
Lineage: Eukaryota; Viridiplantae; Streptophyta; Magnoliopsida; Rosales; Cannabaceae
Exons: 4
Coding region: 120-1082 (320 amino acids)
Molecular function (GO): protein binding
Source: RefSeq, a predicted model, not a curated record
UACGGACAGUGACACAACCACUCUCCCUCGAUUCUAUAAAUCCAAGAUUUAUGUGAUUCACCUUUUCUGAGUUUCUGAAUCCACAACACAUUUUCUUUCACUGAAAAAAGAAAAGAAAAAUGCUUCUUAGGAGUUCAUCAGCACCACUCUUGAAUUCAUGGCUACCUCAUUCAAAAGAUUCAUCAUCACCAGAACCAGAGCCAUUAAUCCAUCUCCAAAGAACCAAAUCAGUCUCCUUAACCUGUUCUUUUCUUUCCUCUUCUUCUACUUGUUCUUCACCUUCACCCACUCACGAUUCAUCAUCAAACAGAUCAUUCCAUUCCAUUCCCAUCUCAAAAUCACAAAACCCACCAAAACCCAGAAAGAGAAACUCCAUAUCGAAAAUCAAAGCUAAAAAAUCCCAGGAAGAUGAGCAAAAGGGUAGCCCCCAAAUCGACUCAGGAUCAUCCUCUACGAUCCAGAGAUUGUUGUCCUGCUCUGGUUUGGGAGAUAAAGUUAGUAGUGAAGAAAGAAGCUCUGUGGAAAAGGAAGAGAGGGUUUUGCAGACGCUUGUAAUGGGUGACGGAAUUGGCAGCAACGGUGGCAGAAUUGGCGGUGGAGCCGGUGACGGGAGAGGUUCUGGCGGCGGAGAUGGUGAUGGGUCGGGAUUCUUUGAGGGUAAUAAUAAUCGUGGGAGUAAUAGCACUGAUGUUUAUUACCAGAAAAUGAUUGAAGCCAACCCAGGAAAUGGGCUCUUACUUGGAAACUAUGCCAAGUUUUUGAAAGAGGUUCGAGGAGACUAUGCUAAAGCAGAAGAAUACUGUGGCAGAGCAAUAUUGGCUAAUCCUGGUGAUGCAGAGAUUCUAUCCCUUUAUGCUGAUCUAAUUUGGACAAGCCACAAAGAUGUUGAGAGAGCUGAGAAUUAUUUUGACCAAGCUGUGAAGUCUUCUCCAGAUGAUUGCUAUGUUUUGGCUUCAUAUGCUCGGUUUCUUUGGGAUGCUGAAGAUGAAGAUGAAGAAGAAGAAGAAGAAAAAAAGGAACAUGAUCAUGGGCAUUCAUCUCCAGCCACUUACUUCCAUGGAGCCCCCCCAAUAACUGCAUGAACAUGAUCUUAGUACUCACUAUUCACCUGGUCAUGAAUCUCAACCAAGUAUUAAAGAUCAUUGUCUUUUUUGACAGGAAUCAAUUAAUAAUAAUAUUAAUCUUGAAAGAGAUGGUUCAAAAAUUAAAUAAAAUAUCCAACGAUAAGAAUUGUGAGUAGUAGGUGCGUUUGUGGAUUAUAUUGCAGCAAGAUCUAUUUCAAUUUUCUGUGUCUACAGAUAAUCUUUGUUUGUGGUUUGUGUAGCUUUGUAACGACCAUAUCUAUAUCUAUCAAACUGCCAUAGUUAUCACGUU